CCGCCAUGAACCGGGGCAGCCCCGCCGCGUCCUGCCCUCCGUCGCUCCCCGCCGACGGCCACGACAGCCACGGUCACAACGAGUGCCGCCGGGUGUGCAGUAACUGUCGGAAAGUCCUGAGGCAGGAAAAGAAAAUCAGAGUCUCUCUGCCUUUAACAAGAGGACCAAGUGCCUUUAUACCAGAGAAAGAAGUUAUGCAAGCAAACAGUUUGAAUGAACGAAUGCACCUGCUUGUGGAAGAAUAUUCUAUAUCUGGUCGCCUUGACAACAUCACACAGGUCAUGAGUUUACACACCCAGUACCUGGAGUCAUUUCUCCGCAGUCAGUUUUACAUGUUGCGUAUGGAUGGGCCUCUUCCUUUGCCCUACCGACACUACAUUGCAAUUAUGGCCGCUGCCCGGCACCAGUGUUUCUACCUAAUAAACAUGCAUGUGGAUGAGUUUUUGAAGACCGGAGGGAUACCCGAAUGGCUGAAUGGUUUGGAGUACGUUCCACAAAGACUGAAGAAUCUGAAUGAAAUCAAUAAGCUUCUUGCACACCGACCCUGGCUAGUUACAAAAGAGCACAUUCAGAAACUUGUCAAGACGGGGGAAAAUAAUUGGUCUCUUCCUGAACUGGUGCAUGCCGUGGUCCUGUUGGCACACUAUCACGCCUUGGCAAGUUUUGUCUUUGGUAGUGGCAUCAAUCCAGAGAGGGAUCUCAAUACUUCGAACGGGUACAGGCUCAUAUCGGUUAACAGCUUCUGCGUCUGCGAUCUUGCCAACGACAACAACAUCGAAAACGCAUCCCUCACCAGCAACAACUUUGGGAUCUCGGAUUCCUUAAGUGAACUGGAGGCUCUGAUGAACAGGUUGAGGCGGCUGCAGGAGGAGAAGGAGGACGAGGAGGCCUCCCAGGAGGAAAUGGACACUCGCUUCGAGAAGGAGAAGACGGAGAGCCUCCUAGUGGUCACCGAAGCAUUUGAUGAUGAAAUACUUUCCAUAGCCGACGUUUCCCGCUACAUUGAAGAUCCUGGUUUUGGGUACAAAGACUUUGCCAGGCGGGGAGAAGAGCAUCUACCAACAUUCCGGGCCCAGGACUAUACCUGGGAAAACCAUGGAUUCUCCCUUGUGAACAGGCUUUAUUCUGACAUUGGGCAUCUCUUGGAUGAGAAGUUCCGCAUGGUCUACAACCUCACAUACAACACUAUGGCUACGCAUGAAGAUGUCGACACAACCAUGCUGAGAAGAGCUUUAUUUAAUUAUGUUCACUGUAUGUUUGGAAUCAGGUAUGAUGACUAUGAUUACGGCGAAGUUAAUCAGUUACUGGAACGGAGCUUGAAGGUUUACAUUAAGACAGUGACCUGCUACCCAGAGAGAACUACCAAGCGCAUGUAUGACAGUUACUGGCGCCAGUUCAAGCACUCGGAGAAGGUCCACGUCAACCUGCUUCUUAUGGAGGCCCGCAUGCAAGCCGAGCUCCUCUACGCUCUCCGUGCCAUAACGCGUCACUUGACCUGAGGCAUCACUGCAAGCGCGUGAAUAAAAGCUUCCAGACAGAUGCGUAACGAAAGCCGCUUGUGGUGUAGCAUCGGGUUAUUUGAUUCUCUAGUGUCAAAGCUGAAGCCGCGUUUCUGGCGGCUGUUAACGUGCAAUGAUAUCCUAUAUCUUUCCUUUUUCCCCCUCCCCUUGAUGCUUAACAUUACUAAUGGUAGCAAAAAUAAUACUGAGGAACACCACUUCUUAACGUUGUUUCCAGCUGGAGUAUUGCU
Euleptes europaea (tarantolino) is the source of this 1750-nucleotide messenger RNA. RefSeq names its product sestrin 3 (gene SESN3). Gene Ontology annotation, molecular function: L-leucine binding; oxidoreductase activity, acting on peroxide as acceptor. The transcript has 10 exons. NCBI's taxonomy places the organism in Eukaryota, Metazoa, Chordata, Lepidosauria, Squamata, Sphaerodactylidae. Gene Ontology annotation, cellular component: nucleus. Gene Ontology annotation, biological process: negative regulation of TORC1 signaling; regulation of response to reactive oxygen species; cellular response to leucine starvation. Bases 6 to 1499 code for a protein of 497 amino acids. The record is from RefSeq and is a predicted model, not a curated record.